This is a messenger RNA of Apis laboriosa (Himalayan honeybee), 839 nucleotides long. Its product is annotated as vesicle transport protein GOT1B. Gene Ontology annotation, biological process: endoplasmic reticulum to Golgi vesicle-mediated transport; retrograde transport, endosome to Golgi. The transcript is spliced from 4 exons. Bases 270 to 692 code for a protein of 140 amino acids. Gene Ontology annotation, cellular component: membrane; endoplasmic reticulum. The record is from RefSeq and is a predicted model, not a curated record. Lineage: Eukaryota; Metazoa; Arthropoda; Insecta; Hymenoptera; Apidae.
UGUUCAGUUCACUAAUGAUUGAGCAUAUCUAAAUUUUGUAAAAAUAAUGAUAUGAUGGUUAUUACAAUAUAUAUACAGUAUUCAAUUUACAAUUUUUAUACGGUGAUUAGAAAUAGUGUUUAGUUGAAAAGUAUCAUAUCACAAUUAAUGACGUGGAUUUAGGUUAGGUUAUGCACAACGUUACAACUGUUACUAGAAUUCUCGUCGAAAUAGUAUUAUAAAAAUAAUUUAAUUAUUAAUUAUUUAUCAUUAAAUACAAAUCAUAAAUAAUGUUCGAAAUAACAGAUACACAAAAAAUCGGAGUGGGACUUGUAGGUUUUGGAAUAUCUUUUCUGUUUCUUGGGGUUUUAUUACUGUUUGAUAAAGGUCUUCUUGCUAUUGGAAACAUUUUGUUUAUAUCUGGAUUAGCAUGUGUUAUUGGACCAAAGAGAACUCUCAGUUUUUUUUUUCAAAAACAUAAAAUAAAAGCCAGUGCUUCAUUUUUAGGAGGCAUCAUUGUAGUACUUAUGGGUUGGCCUAUUAUAGGCAUGAUAAUAGAAACAUAUGGUUUUGUAUUAUUAUUUAGUGGUUUUCUCCCAGUUGCGAUAAAUGUUUUACGAAAAGUACCUGGUUUAAAAAUUAUUUUAAAUUUACCAGGUAUAUCUAAAAUAUUAGAUUCAGUUGCAGGAGAUCCAAAUAGAACAACUGUAUAAUAUGUUUGUUAAUGUAUCACUCAAAUCAUUGUAUAUAAGAACCAUUAUUUUAUAUUAUAUCCUAAACAUUCUUGUCAUUCCCUUCUGAAAUUUUACAGAUCUCUUUUUGUAUUCUAUAAAUAUUAAAAUGUAAACAAUAAAAUUUAA